GCCCUCAGGGUGCAGCUCAGCUCUCACAGGUGACCCAGUCCCAGCAGAAAGCCUUGACCUCUCGCUUUUUCAGCACUUCAGAGGUUAAUUUUGUUGAGGGAUCAGAUUUCUUUCCAGGGGAAGUUUCUGAUGAUCACCUUCUAGCUAGGCUUUACUUGCCAGUGUCUCUCAGAGCUGCUGAAUGUGGAGGGCGCAGUCGGAAAACAACCUUGCUCCAAGUUUUUUUUUUUCCAAGUCUCUUCCUAGAUAGUCAAGUUACAGGCUGGUUUAUUGAGGGGGGGCAUUGGAUGGUAGCCUAAUGAAGGUAUCAACCUGCAAAAUAAAUCUGAGCCCUUUUCCUGGAAUUCUUCAUGGGCAGCAAGGUGGAGAGGUGCUUUGGCCAGGGAAUAUUGCAAGCUGGGAUGACAGCAGCUCCGUCAGCAGUGGCAUCAGCGACACCAUAGAUAAUCUCAGCACUGAUGACAUCAACACCAGCUCCUCCAUCAGCUCCUAUGCCAACACUCCUGCCUCCUCCCGCAAGAACWUAGAUGCACAGACCGAYGCAGAGAAGCACUCGCAGGUGGAGCGCAACUCGCUGUGGUCCGGCGAUGAGGUCAAGAAGUCUGACGGGGGCUCGGACAGCGGYGUGAGGAUGGAGCCGGGCUCCAAGUGGAGGCGCAACCCCUCGGACGUGUCGGACGAGUCGGACAAGAGCACGUCGGGCAGGAAGAGCGCCGUGAUCGCGCACACGGGCUCCUGGAGGCGCGGCAUGUCCGCCCAGGUGGGCAUCACCGCGCCCAGGCCCAAGGCUGCCGCCGCCGCCGCCGCCUCGGGCGCGCUCAAGGCACCCGGAACAGGGAAAACUGAUGACGCCAAGGUAUCAGAAAAGGGUAGACUAUCUCCUAAAGCUGGACAUGUUAAGCGUUCCCCAUCAGAUGCAGGACGCAGCAGUGGUGAUGAAUCCAAAAAGCUUCCCACAAGUAACUCUAGGACAGCUGCUGCUAAUGCUAAUGCAUUUGGAUUUAAGAAACAGAGCGGGUCAGCCGUAGGCAUGACCAUAAUCACUGCCAGUGGGGCAACUCUCACCAGUAGAUCGGCUACCUUGGGAAAGAUCCCCAAGUCAUCUGGACUCAUGGGUAGGACCACUGGUCGGAAGACUAGUGUGGAUGGCUCGCAGAACCAGGAUGAUGGCUACUUAGCACUUAGCGCACGAACUAAUCUUCAGUACCGUAGCUUACCCCGGCCCAGUAAAUCCAGUAGCAGAAGUGGAGCUGGGAAUAGAUCUAGCACCAGUAGCAUAGACUCCAACAUAAGCAGCAAGUCAGCCGGGUUGCCUGUCCCUAAAAUCAGAGAGCCUGCCAAGGUAAUCCUUGGGAGCUCUCUGCCAGGAUUAGUCAAUCAGACUGAUAAAGAGAAAGGGAUUUCGUCUGACAACGAAAGCGUGGCUUCAUGUAAUUCUGUUAAAGUGAACCCUGCAUCCCAGCCUGCUGCUAGCGGAGCUCAGAGUACCCACCAGCAAGGAGUCAAGUACCCYGAUGUGGCCUCUCCCACGCUGCGCAGACUUUUUGGUGGCAAGCCUAGUAAACAAGUUCCCAUCACAACAGCUGAGAACAUGAAGAACUCGGUAGUGAUCUCCAACCCCCACGCCACCAUGAGCCAGCAGGGUACCCUGGACUCGCCGUCGGGCAGCGGGGUGCUGAGCAGCGGGGGCAGCAGUCCCCUGUAUGGGAAAAGCUCUGAUCUGAACCAGUCCCCGCUGGCCUCCAGCCCCAGCUCAGCACACUCAGCUCCAUCCAACAGCCUGACCUGGGGCACCAACGCCAGCAGCUCGUCGGCGGUCAGCAAGGACGGCGUGGGCUACCAGUCGGUCAGCAGCCUGCACACCAGCUGCGAGUCCAUCGACAUCUCCCUGGGCAGCGGGGGUGGCCUGAGCCACAGCUCCCCCGGGGGCCUGGUGCCAAACACCAAGGAUGACCCCCUGACCCCCUUCGUGCGCACCAACAGCGUCAAAACCACCUUGUCUGAAAGCGACCCACACCUUGAUAGGAACACUUUGCCUAAGAAGGGACUCAGGUACACUCCAUCCUCCCAGCUCCGCAGUCAAGAGGAUGCAAAGGAAUGGCUCCGGUCCCAUUCAGCAGGAGGACUGCAGGAUACUGCUGGCAAUUCUCCAUUUUCAUCUGGAUCCAGCAUAACCUCACCCUCUGGAACGAGAUUUAACUUCUCACAGCUGGCGAGCCCCACGAGCGCGGCGCAGCUGAGCCUGUCCAACCCCAGCAUGCUGCGCACGCACAGCCUGUCCAACGCCGACGGCCCCGCCGAGCCCUACGGCGACGCGCGCUUCCGCAACAGCUCCAUGUCCCUGGACGACAAGAGCCGCACCAUGAGCCGCUCGGGCUCCUUCCGCGACGGCUUCGAGGAGGUGCAUGGUUCUUCUCUCUCUUUGGUGUCCAGUACAUCAUCUAUAUAUUCCACUCCUGAGGAGAARUGCCAGUCCGAGAUUCGCAAGCUGAGGAGAGAACUGGAUGCAUCCCAAGAAAAAGUGUCAGCUCUGACAACUCAGUUGACUGCUAAUGCUCACCUGGUGGCAGCGUUUGAGCAGAGCCUGGGGAACAUGACCAUCCGGCUGCAGAGCCUGACCAUGACAGCAGAGCAAAAGGACUCGGAGCUGAACGAGUUGAGGAAGACAAUUGAGCUCCUGAAGAAACAAAAUGCUGCUGCUCAGGCUGCCAUCAACGGGGUCAUCAACACACCUGAGCUCAACUGCAAAGGUGAGACACAAGCACCACAUGCAGGGACUUUGGGGCUCUCCAGUGAGACUUCAGUGCCCUGG
Molecule: messenger RNA, 2812 nt
Organism: Malurus melanocephalus (red-backed fairy wren)
Lineage: Eukaryota; Metazoa; Chordata; Aves; Passeriformes; Maluridae
Product: neuron navigator 2-like
Exons: 13
Biological process (GO): nervous system development; neurogenesis
Source: RefSeq, a predicted model, not a curated record